GCGGUGGUGUUCGUGUUUAGCCUGGAGGAUGAGAUCAGCUUCCAGACGGUGUACAACUACUUCCUGCGCCUGUGCAGCUACCGCAGCGCCAGCGAGGUGCCCAUGGUGCUGGUGGGCACUCAGGACGCCAUCAGCGCCGCGAACCCGCGGGUGAUCGACGACAGCCGGGCCCGCAAGCUCUCCACGGACCUGAAGCGCUGCACCUACUACGAGACGUGUGCCACCUACGGGCUCAACGUGGAGCGGGUCUUCCAGGAUGUGGCGCAGAAGGUGGUGGCCCUGAGGAAGAAGCAGCAGCUCGCCAUCGGGCCGUGCAAGUCGCUGCCCAACUCGCCCAGCCACUCGGCCGUGUCUGCCGCCUCCAUCCCUGCCGUGCACAUCAACCAGUCUCGGAAGGGUGCGGACCCGGAGCGGGACAAGAAGGCCCCGGAGUGUAAGGUGGACAGCAUCGGCAGCGGACGGGCCAUCCCCAUCAAGCAGGGGAUUCUGCUGAAGCGGAGCGGCAAGUCCCUGAACAAGGAAUGGAAGAAGAAGUACGUGACGCUGUGUGACAACGGGCUCCUCACCUACCACCCCAGUUUGCAUGACUACAUGCAGGACGUGCACGGGAAGGAGAUCGACCUCCUGAGGACCACCGUGAAAGUGCCGGGGAAGCGGCUCCCGCGGGCCACGCCGGCCACCGCCCCCGGGGCCAGCCCCCGCGCCAAUGGGCUCAUCCUGGAGCGGAGCAACACGCAGCUGGGGGCGGGCACAGGCGCCCCACACUCGGCCAGCAGCACGUCUCUGCACUCGGACCGUUCGCUCGGCGGGUCGGCCCUGGCCGGCCCCGGCGCCCGCGCCGACGGGCUGCACCAGCGCUCCUGCUCCGUGUCCAGUGCCGACCAGUGGAGCGACGCCACCGCCCUGGGCCCCGCCGCCACCCAGCAGUCCGCCAGCGGCCCAGCCGACACGCUCAGCUCCAGUCCCAAGCUCGAGCCGCCCCCGUCCCCCCACGCCAACCGGAAGAAGCACCGGCGGAAAAAGAGCGCCGGGACUCCCCGGCCGGACGGCCUAGCCGGCUCCGCGGAAGACGCAGAGGAGUCGUUCGAGUUUGUGGUGGUGUCGCUCACGGGGCAGACGUGGCACUUCGAGGCCUCGACGGCCGAGGAGCGGGAGCUGUGGGUGCAGAGCGUGCAGGCCCAGAUCCUGGCCAGCCUGCAGGGCUGCCGCAGCGCCAAGGACAAGACUCGCCCUGGCGGUCAGAGCGCAGCCCUGGCCGUGCAAGCCGUCCGCAACGCGCGCGGCAACAGCUUCUGCGUCGACUGCGACGCGCCCAACCCCGACUGGGCCAGCCUGAACCUGGGGGCUCUGAUGUGCAUCGAGUGCUCGGGGAUCCACCGGCACCUGGGGGCUCACCUCUCCCGCGUGCGCUCGCUCGACCUGGACGACUGGCCUCCCGAGCUGCUGGCCGUCAUGACCGCCAUGGGCAACGCCCUCACCAACAGCGUCUGGGAGGGGGCCCUGGAGGGCUACGCUAAGCCGGGGCCGGAAGCCUGCAGGGAGGAGAAGGAGCGCUGGAUCCGGGCCAAGUACGAGCAGAAGCUGUUCCUGGCCCCGCUGCCGGGCUCGGACGUGCCGUUGGGGCAGCAGCUGCUGCGGGCGGUGGUGGAGGACGACCUGAGGCUGCUGGUGACUCUGCUGGCGCGCGGCUCCAAGGAGGAGGUCAACGAGACCUACGGGGAUGGAGACGGCCGCACGGCCCUGCACCUCUCCAGCGCCAUGGCCAACGUCGUCUUCACGCAGCUGCUCAUCUGGUACGGGGUGGACGUGAGGAGCAGGGACGCCCGGGGCCUGACCCCCUUGGCCUACGCCCGCCGCGCCGGCAGCCAGGAGUGCGCCGACAUCCUGCUGCAGCACGGCUGCCCCGGGGAGGGCUGCGGCCCGGCCCCCACCCCCAGCCGCGACCCAUCCGGGGGCGGUUCCGGCUCCGCCGAGCUGCACCGCAGUCCCAGUCUCCUGUGAGGCCGGGAGAGGUGACGGGGUUGAGGGCGGGGGGCCGGUGGGGGCCGGGGGCCGGGGCCCGUUCCCUCACUGACACGUCUAGAGCGGACGGGCGGCCGCAGGGAGAGACGGGGAGGCAGGCCAGGGCGAUAGGCGGGAGAAGCUCGUCCAGGAGAGGAGGGCAGAGCCCGGAGCGGAGGGCGGGGUGGGAGUGGGGAGGCGGGCGCGAACUCAGCCCCGGGGACCACGGCACAAUGAGGGCGGUGAGGGCGCCGGCCCGCCGCCCUGCCGGUGCCAUUGACAAGGGCCGGGAUCUUUGGAGGCACCAGAGGGGGAGGGGAGAGCGGGACCUCUCUCCUCUCCCAGCCUCCUGCCCUCUGGCCCCCCUCGAAACCUCAUUCCGCUGGGAACCGGGAGGACAGUUGGCCUGGGAAAGAGAAGGGACAGGGGCACGGGGCGGUGGGGG
Molecule: messenger RNA, 2446 nt
Organism: Ornithorhynchus anatinus (platypus)
Lineage: Eukaryota; Metazoa; Chordata; Mammalia; Monotremata; Ornithorhynchidae
Gene: AGAP3
Product: ArfGAP with GTPase domain, ankyrin repeat and PH domain 3
Exons: 13
Coding region: 103-2001 (632 amino acids)
Biological process (GO): proteasome-mediated ubiquitin-dependent protein catabolic process
Cellular component (GO): nucleus
Molecular function (GO): GTPase activator activity; protein binding; GTPase activity
Source: RefSeq, a predicted model, not a curated record